Xyrichtys novacula (pearly razorfish) is the source of this 35619-nucleotide messenger RNA. Lineage: Eukaryota; Metazoa; Chordata; Actinopteri; Labriformes; Labridae. The record is from the annotation of a GenBank genome assembly.
ACGUUUGAUCCACGCGGGGCUCCUGCGCCAGCAGUCGGCACUUGGCGUACGGACGCGCAGGGCACACAGAGGUCUUUGCCGCUGUUUGAGGUGGGUCUGCGGGUCCCGGUUCAUCGUAGUUCUCUUUAAGUGUCGGUGAGACAGUCCUGGAUUCCUUCGGUGUUCGGUCGGGGAUGCGCAUCUGGACCGGACAGUGUCCCGGGGACAUUUACGCGUCGAGGAGCUGCGCUGCACCUCUGCCUGUCCCCCUGCCCCCACACAGGAAAUAAUCCCACCGGUUGAGGAUAGUUUAUCUUUUUUUUUUUUUUGUCGGAAUGGCAGGCGCAAAGUGCCUUCUGAAAACGCCGAGGUAAGAGCCUUUUUAUAUGUAGGCUAUGAUCCCAGAAUAUAAAAGAAAAGCAAAGACGCACGUUCCCAAACAACAACUGAAUGUGAUUUCAGCUGCAAACACACAUUUAAUUAUUUCUUGGUAAACAUUUGUUGCCUUUUAUUUUCAUUUCUUUAACACAUAUCAGAUGAAUUUGAUGUUCAACAUGUUUUUAAGUAUUUCCAAUUACCUCCUUUGCAGCAUCGCAAUGAUAGGAGUUGACAGUGAAUAUAUGAUCAUUUAUCACACUGCUCUAAAUCAAAAGCUUAGUUUUUUUGCUGUGCAUUGUGCUUGUGUGCGUUUAAAUGUUGGAAAAAGCGCACCAGCAUUCACGCAGAGUGGUGCAGUAAAGCUGCUUCCACACUUAGCUGUCCUCACCCGUGCAGUAAACAAGAUGUCUCAGCCUGACUGAUAGAUAUGUGAGGCAGAAAAGACAGUGAAAACAGUCUAAAUUAAGAUGUUCGUGUUCACAUUUACACCCCGGUAUUUUUCUUGAUAGACUUCGCUCCUUUAUCUACUUUCCUCCUGGACAACUGGUUUCUGAAGGUUUCUGCAGUCUCCGCGACCCUAAACUUGCCAGAUCGAUUAUUUUGCGCAGCUGAACGCUCUCCAAAGUAAUGAAUCUCGAAGGCUGCCCCCCCAGAAGUUGUCUUUUUGUUCUCAGUUCUCAAUAAACUGGCCGUCAGCUCCUCUGAGGUCUGCCGAAAAACUCAACUACAUAAUCUGUCACAGAGAAUUACAGCCUGUCCUUGAAAGCCAGGCGUUUCAGGGGUUAAUUGUGUCCUCCUCACAUCUGGGGGAUGCCUGCUGGGUACCUGCCCCCCUCCCCGGUGCACGAGAGCGCACCAAUUUGUCAAUCAUCGGCGUGUCGUGAUGGAAACGCGCAAAGAUUAAAAAGGAGGUCGUGCGUGACAGAUCCGUCCAUUGGUCUUUUUUCAGUUCCCUGAGAAAAUUACUCCUCUUGCAUGAAGACCACAGACACUCACCGGUCAAUGAUGUCCCUUUCUCUUCUCGCUCGAUUCCAAUUUUCUGCAGGAUUCCAACGUGUUCACUGCAGAUUGUGUUCGUGUGCGUGUGUGUGUGCGUACGUGUGUAUAUUGGAUGGAUGUUUUCAUAUGUGCCUGCAGAGAGUAGCUUAUUGGAAGCAUAUAUUCACUUAUCUUCAGUACAGUAUUUUUCAUGAGCACCAGCAUUACAAACUCACACUUCCUGUGACUCCACCAUUUACAUCAGGCACGUUUAUUUAACUGAAAAUAGAUCCAGUUGCAUGAUCCCUCAGGGACUGUCAAUACCAAACGCUUUUAAUUUGCUUUGAAAUAUGUAGAUCAGAGGAAAAUAAAGCAGCUGCUCUUAUUUAAAUAUGUAUCCCCAGCCUCUUAAUUUUGCAAAUUGAUCCUCAUUAAUGCCAUCCGCGCUAAGCUUCGAUUUGGCUUAUCUCGCUGAGAGCAUGCACAGGAUAAUGACGCCUUCUCUGCGAUUUUUGAGUUCACUGUGCCUGUGAAGUCUGACCGACUUUCCUAUCGCUUCAGAUUGUAGAUUAGCUUUGGUUAGUGUAAACAACAAAGGUCACAUGAAGUGCAUCUCUGCUCCUCUGCCAAAGUCACAUCUCUGGUUUACAAGAGUAGUCAAGAAUUCUUGACGAUGCAAAGUUUCACACAGUAGGUCUAUUUGCGAGAUAGAAGUUAGUGAUACUAAAAGAAACACUAAAUUCAAGAAUGCAUCAGAUUUCAUAUAGUUCUUCAUCAGAGACCCUCAAAGCAUUGGAGACAUCAUUCAUUCGCUCACACAGUCACACACUGGUGGUGGUAAACUACCGUAGUAGGGCAGACUGACGGAAAUGUGGCUGCCAGUUUGUGCCUACAGCCUCUCCGAAAAACCACCACACAACACUCACAAUCACACACCAGUGGAGGACACACACGGGGGGCAAGAUGGGUUAAGUGUCUUGCCCAAGGAAACAACAGACAGACUCAGGAUAGGGAGGAAUCAAACCGCCAACCCUCUGGUUAUUGGACAACUGCUCUACCUCCUGCCCAAAUUUUGAUGUACAUUGUGUAGAAAUCAUAAUAUUUAGUUUUGUAGAUGUCAAAUGCUGAAACAAAAAGGCUUCCUUGCUCAGUCAUUGGCAAGCAACAGUGGCAUUGUUGGACAAGAAGCUCCUUUGAGGCACAAUACAUACUAUCCUACAUUUUUUCAACCUUUAAAAUAACAUAUUCUUUUGCCCACAAAAACCACCCUCGUCUCCAUCUUUAUCUUUGAACUGAUACAUUUCACCUGGAAACUCAAUAAAUACAAAAACAUAUACGAUACCCACUCUUAUGAAGGUCUUUAAGGACAAAGACAUUAUGUCUUUACUGAUCUUGUCCAUAGAUUAUUGUUUUCUCAUAUUUGCUGGUAAAAAGUGCAAAUGGUUUCAAAUUCAAACAAAGGGAAAUAACCCAAAUGCAGAUUGAAAAAAAGAAAAGAUUUUCACAAACAAAAGUUAAAAAGCAAAUAAUGAAAAACUUUCUUCCUAGAAGCCCAACAAAUACCCCAAAACCAAGAAAACCAAAAACACUAGAAAACUGGAGCAACAUGAAGAGAAACACUGGAGCUCUGGGAAACAGGUGUACAGACACAGACAGUGACAUGGACAUAGUCCAUGAAGAACAUCCCCAAUGGAAGUUGUUAAUCUUGGUGCAUCCAGUCUUUUCUAGGUCAUAAAGCCAUUACUUAUAAUCUCAGUCUGUGUCACAACAAGCUAAAAACUCUCAAGGGUCUACGCAGAGAGCUAUAACUCUUUAACGUGACGGAAAUAACUGGUCAUGACAGGAAAAGUGUCAUCAGCUUAGACCCCACAAAAAUCCUUGAAGGACCCUGCUUUUUUUUUUUUUUAAUUUUAUUUUUUUACGAUGCAUGAAUUACAAGGUGAUUAAAAGUUCUUCACAUUAAAAGACUAAUACCAAGAACCAGGGCCCGACAGAUAUGGAUUUUUGGGGGCCGAUGUUGGUACCAAUUAUUAGGGGGGGAAAAAAAUCUGAUUACCGAUUAAUCGGCCAAUUUUUUUACAUGUUUUAUAAAGUAAUAAAAAAUAUAUAUACUGUAGAUAUCUACAGUAUAUUGUAGGCUACUGCUCUUCACGCUGUCAGGAAGACUGACUGAUUAAAGUCGGGCCAGAAAAGCAUUUUCAACAACGGGGAACAUCGUGAAGUGGGUUGAACUGAAUCUUGUUGACUUGUUGGGCUCUAUUUUCGUGCGCGCCGGUGAGGCGGCGGAGGGCGGCGAGCCCCACGCAGUUGUAUUUUCGUCUGGUGGAGCCCAGCGUAAGGCCAAUUUGGUAUUUUCUUGGACUGAGCCACACGGAGGCGAGCCGAGAUCCGCCAAGCUGGGCGUGGUGGCGUGGCAGGGGGAGGUGUCGACAGAAUCAGCAGGCGCAGUGACAUUUUCGUGCUCGCCAACGGCGUGUAAAGUGCGCUGAAAGCUCGCCGAUUCAAACCUGGUCAGCUUUCAGCGCAAGGCGGAACGCAGCUGGUCUAGUAGUAUUUUGGUAGACCAUACGUCACUGAUGCCUCACCGGCAGGUUUCCACAGUGUCAGGCAGAUUUCAGUGCAAUAAACAAUCAUCAUCAACUAUUAAUCUGAGUCAGCACAUACAUUUAGAUCUAUAUCGAUAUAUUCUGAUCUAUAUCUGAUCUGAUGAGCGCGUUUGGCACGCGUUUGGCACGCGUUUGGGCACACAAGCUGACCGAAUCAAUACAGCUGAAACUGCAUCAAAUUAAAUUAAAUAUCUAGUAAAUAAACACACAUGAUGAAGUUAACAAGAUAUGUAAUGUGUCUCCCUCCUUUUCUUUCUUCCUCUUAUUUCUCGCACAGCUCGACCUGGACAUGUCUCCAUGUCCUCUGUCCGUCUUGCUGCUGCUGCGGCUGAACAGAUGAUUUGUUUCAGUGAUCAGAUGCGUUAGCUACUUUAAGCCGACAUAUGGAUAUUAUAAUAUUCAGUUUUGUGAGCCAAAUUUAUUUUAUAUGCCAACAUCUAUGAAAGAAAGAGCCAGGACACGGAGCGAUGCGUCAUUUACGCACAGAUGGCUCUGAUUUUAAUGCCAUUUUUGGAGUUUAUGUUGUGAUCUGUGCGCUAAACCCACCUUUGUCACGUGAGGUUUGAAUAUGAGCAACUUUAUGUGAGUGUCUUUAUUUGUGGAAAAGGGUGUUUGUCUUACCACUGGGUCCAACAUUACACACACCAAAUCCAUCUGUGCUCAUAUGAGAGAGUGUGGAGGACACUUGUUGAGGAGCUGCCCUCUGUCGCCAUCUCGUGGCAUUACUGUCUUAAGACAUCUCUUGGUCUCUUUGACCUGUGUACUUCAUGAAAAUAGUAAUACGCCUCGCCUGUGGCGGAUUUAAAGGCAAGGAGAGGAGCUUAUGUGAUUGGUGAAAACAGGUCUCGGCUGUGUUAAAUCUACUACACGCCCUAUCUCCUCCCCGUCUAUGACUUAUGCUGCUGGUAGGAGCUGAGUUAGGGAGGGGGGAUACUUACGCCGGGCUGCGCGGCUCACCAAAAUACCAAAAUGUGCUUGGGAACGCCUUGUCAGGGCAGCGGAUCUGAUUGACGCUGCCCUUGCGGCACGUCUCCGGCGAGGCACGAAAAUAGAGCCCAUUGUGUAUUUCACAAACUGGUUUAUUUACCGUUGAGGCGGACCACUCUCCUCCGUGCGUCCCUGAGCUGCCUGCUUCAGAUCCGUCACUCUGCUGUGCUGUGAGGUAGCGGAUGAAGAUUGUCAUGAGGUCACUGCGCCAUCUACAGGAUAAGUCGGGAAACUUUUCAAAUGGCAGAACAUUUCCGAAGUGAAACCGAAUCGUAUUCUCCACAUUUUAUUUCUGAAAAUAUCUGCAACAAUCAGCGAGUUUUGGCUGAUUACCGAUUAGUCUCAAACGGGCUAAAAUUGGCCGAUUUAAUUUGCUCGCCGAUAAAUCGGUCGGGCCCUACCACGAACUCUUUGCACACGCCAGUGAAUGCGGAAGAUGUCCUGGCCAUAAACAGAUCCAUACAUUUUUGUAGCUGCUGUGUCCUUGUCACACUACCCUGGUGUGACAGGAAAAGGAACUGACUCUCAAGCCCAGGGUACAAAAGUGAUUAUGCCAUCUGACAAAAGCAGUCUGUUAAAUUCAUCCAGAGGGCAACAGCUGUGUAGUUUGAACAAAGUGACAGGCAAUGGGCUUUUCAAGUCAGAGCAGAGAUAAGACAUCCAAAGUGAAGCCGGAGUCCUUGUUUUUUUUUAUACAUGAUGUGUUUUGCACUAGACAAGAACUUGCUCUGACAGUCAACUCCGUGUCCUUUUGCCCUGCAGUAACUUCCAGUCGUCUGCCAUGUUUGAAGGCUCAGAGUCCGUGGAGGUGGAAGGAGGCAACACAGAGAGCACAGUGGCCUCGUCCAUUAGCGCCUGCAAAAAGGUAAAUAAAAAACAAUCACCUGGAGAGUACAUCUGUCCACCUGUGUGUCCCUCUGUGUGUUUGCUGAAUGACCUCUUGUCAGCCAUCUCUUCUUCAAAACUUUUUCUCUCAUCCACUGCACCUGUCCAUCAUAUCUGUCUCUCUCUGUUAUCUGUUUGUGUGAUUUCAGUAGUGCAGUGCAGUGAUUUUCAUUUCCUCCUCCAGGGGUGCCUGUGACACCAAGGAGUGGUUUAAUAAGAGAAAAAGCCAGGCCCUUGGGUCAGCCCAGUAGAUUUAUCAUCUCCCAGCACAUGAGAGACAGGCAGGGAAAUCGUACAGAUCAGUGGGCUGAGCUGGAACUUAGAUUGAAUUUCCUUUCAGAAAGUGUGUUGGUUUAUUUGUGCAUCUUGUAUGAUGUUUGUGUGUUUGUGUGAUUGGACACUGUGGUGUUUGCUUCCGAUUAGCCUACCACUCCUCUUCUUUACUGACUCCCUCUACCAUGUGUUAUAAGGCGAUGUCUUUGUUAUUUAUGGGCUCUGUGCUCUGCUGACCCGUGCCUACAACCUUUGCUUGGAUCAGCUGAGUCUACGUCACCUUUACCUGGCUGAAGGCCUUGCACAGAUGGCCUUUUCCUGGGGGGGCAGGCAUGAAGGUGGCAUGAUUUGUUGCUAAAAAUACACAGUGAGAACACAUACAAUAUCCGUCUGAUGUCACAGAAAUGGCAGAGGAAAAUAAUUUUAUAAAAGCAUGCUGUUUUGAUUAUUUAUCCGUCCUACUUUGGUCAUGAAAAACUGGAAACAUUUUUUUUGCCUCUUCACUAGGGUUGCAAAGGGGCGUAAAAUUUUCGGUAAAUUUCCAGAAAUUUUCCAUGGGAAGUUAAGCUGGGGAAUUUUGGAAAUAUUCCUAAUUGGAAACUUUCCAUGGGAAUUAUUGGGAAUUUAUGGUAAUUAACUGGAAAUUGGGGGUAAUUUGAACAAACUGUAUCAUAUCUAAACAUAAAUGUAAAUAAUUUUCCUUUAACAUUAGCUUGUGUGAAAUGCUUCCACACAUCAGAUGGCGAAUGUGGCAUUUAUCUGUAGAAUAAAAUAACAAAAAACUUGUAAAAACACUAAUGCAAUGGCAUGAACAGAAAUACAGUUGGCUAAACAACUGGGAUAGUCUUCAAAAUAUUUGACCAUUGAUGUAUAAAUUAUCAUAUGGUUACAGAAAACCAUUUUGCAGGAGUCAGAAGAAACAGCAUCACAUUUGAGGUAAAUACCACCACCAUAACAAGCUGGCUCCUUAAAUGGUCAAUGAAAUGAAAAAUAGCUUACAUUCAGCACCUAUCUGUAUUAAAUUUUUUGCAAGUUAAAUAUUAAUAUUAAUAUUAAUUAUUAAAGAUCAAAUAUAUUUAUUUAUAUAGUCUGUGAGCUCAAAUGUCUUGUGCUUUGGGCUCAAAAGUGUGGCCUCCAGGGUUCAAGACAUCAUCUGUGCAUGUGAUGGAGGAAUGCACAUGCAUUAAAUCUAGUUGUUUUAGCCAAAAUUAUGCUACAAUGUAUUUUCCCCAACUAUAUCUAAGUUCCCUGUUGAGGGCCAACCUUCAGUUUUGUUAAUUUCAGAUUUAUUCCUGUUAAUUCCCAUUUAUUCCCAUGGAAAGUUUUCAACUUUGAAAAUUUCCAGAAUUUGCAACCCUAUUUUUGACUAAAUCAAUAAAGUGUCAGUUUACGUAUGCUAUUAAGGCAAACUUUAGUGUUGUUAUAGCUGCAAUAAAAAUCUUUAGUUCUUUUUUCAUCCACAUAAUUUGACAGUCAUUUAAAUAGCAAAGUCAAUAGUUAAUGAUAAUUUAGUUUAUCAGCUAGUUGGUCAUAGACAGGUUGGUAACUGUCCUUAAAACGUCCUUCCAGGGGGAGACAAUGACUGUCAUAUGUAGAGUGUGCAGCGUCUCCUCAGCUGACAGAUUAUUGAUCCUGUGUUGUCGACACUUAUCCUGCAAUAAAGGUUCUGGAGAAAGGUCAAUUUAUCCCAGCGACCAAAGGGGUAACCACAGAGGCAGGAGGGAUGAAAGUGAAUGUGUGACUCAGUCGGUGGGAGGUGGUGUGUGUAGUCUUGUGUCUCUGUGUUGUGUGAUUUUGAUGCUGCUGUACCUGAGCGGGUUUAUCUGUGUGCUGCAGGUGCUGUGCAGCAAUAGUGUGCUGGACUCGUCCGAGUACUGGCUGAGGAACGAAAAAGCUCUGUGCAGGCUUGGUCUGCUGGACGAUGAUGCAGAGGGCAGCUGUACAAUGGUGAGUAGCCCACUGUGAGAAACGAAACACUGCAAGGACAGAGAGGCUUCUGUAGAAAACAGUUUUGUGGCCUGAAAUAACAGAGAGUUAACCGUUUGAAUUUUGAGGCAGAAAUAAGCUCAACAUCACUUUCUUCAGUCUGCUCCCACUGUGGUGCUUGUGGGCAUGGAGACGAUGGAAAAAGUGUUUUCGCAGCACGUCUGGGUGCUCACUUAAAGCGUUGUUGUAAGCAAUUUUUGUUCUAAAGGUUUGAUGUUUUUUUUCAUCUGGUGUAGUCAUGCAGUUAUAUAGACUGUAUAUUGAUAGUAAUACAAAGAACUUGAUUAUUAAAACACCUUUUAAAGUGAGAGUUUAGCAUAUUUAGAACUCAGCGGCACAAGAGCCUGAACAACAUUUUAACCCAAACACUCAGAAUCCAAACACGAAAGUUUUAUUUCAUGCCGAGAUUCUCUUAAAUCUAAAAAGAAAGUUACAUUUACCUUCGUCCUUUUUUUUUUGAGGAAAGUUACAGUCCUGUCGCAGAAACAGAACAACAAAAGUUUACCUUUAUGUUCCAUGUUUGUGGGUUUAAUUGAAGGGAAAUUAAGAUUCAUAGAUUCAAUAGCGAAAAACAAAUCUGUGCUGCUUUUUAUGCCCUAGAUUAUAUUUUGUUUUACUCGCGAAAAGAGAGACAUAAAACUCCAAUGUGCAUGUAUGUGUCUGUAAAUGAAGUGUAAUUUCUUAUACCACUUUGGUGCCUUAAUUUAUCUAACAGAUUUUCUUUAUGGAGAUGAAUUAAUGAAUUUUAUUCUGUUACGAGGAUUUUAAAAGCUCCAUUAACUUUCGUAGGGAAAUGUGUCAGAGGACAUUAGUUUUAUGUUGAUUUUAUCACCUCAUUAACUUACUAGAGAACAAAAAAAAAAGAACUCAAAGUGUGCUCAUCACCUCUGAAAUGCAAACCAUUACUUCAGCUCUAUAUGAUUAAAAGGAAAACAUUUGCUUGACUUUUAUGCAUGCUAUACACUGGUGAUCCACUGAAAGUAAAGAGCCAUUUACACAUGCUGUAUGGAUUCACUUUUGUAGAUUCCCAAGAAGCAGAUAUCUUCCCAUUGAGCAUUUUUGAUCUAAAAGUGGGCUAAUAGACGUCUAAAUGUAGUGACUGGUCUAAAAUCAGGCUACCUCAGGUCUGAAAAUGAAAGUUUUUUUAGGCGUCUAAAUUUAGACUAAGUUUAAGAUCAAGUCUAAAUCUGGGCUAUAUCUAUACUACACUGUAUAUUGCUUAAUGGCUGUCAUAAUUAUUUUGAUUAAGUACUUGGAGAUCAGUUAUGCAACUCACAGUUGCUUUUUGAAAUAAAUAGUUAUCAAAUAAUGGGUUAAAGUGCAACGUCUUGAUUCAGUCUAAAAAUAUACAGAAUCUAGACGAUUGAAAUUAGGUCUAAAAAAAAAAACUACAUGUCUAAUAGCCGUCUAUUGCUCAGUGGGUACUUAUUAUGACAGUAUAACAAUUUAGUUUUACAAAAUGAGGCAAACUUUCACUCAGAUUUUGUGUCUAACAGUGUAACAGCUGUGUUUAAUGUGUUUAUUAGUGAUUUUUAGAACAGAAGGAUCAGAGACACUGUUUUUUUACCCUUGUCUCCGUACGCCACGGUACAGUACAAGGCCAGUUUAAGGAUACUAGACUCAGAAUACUGUCAUUUUUAUCACCUCACAAAACUGCUUCACUUAAACCCUGCACAGAAUAAAUACUCAAGACCGUGAUGGUCACCAAGCUUUCCAUCAUGGGCAUCCUCAAACACAUGCAGAAACAUGCACACUGACCAAUCAGCCCACAGAUAUUAAGACAAACUAAAGAAAAUCCAUUGCAUUCGCAUUACAUAAAACAACCAUUAAGUGCAGCAGCAAAUUCAACUAAGUGAAGAUCAAAAGCCUGCCUUUCUUUGAUGUAAAGCCCAUCAGUUAAUGCUCGAUCCCUAUUAUACUGACUGAAAUCUUAAAAAAUUAAUGAGGUUACCUCAGCUGUACUAUAUCCGCAAAUGUAUGCAUGCGACAAUUUGGUAAACUGGCUUUCAUUCCUCCUGUACAGAGGAGUUGUUUUAGAGACAAUGAAGAAGAAGUGGAGCAAAAGGCAGAAAUUCAUUGUGCAAAUACCAAUACGCCCACAGGCACACCUGACUCUUGAGGACGAGAGCAGACACAGUGAUUGGUCUGAUUUAUGUAACGCCCAAAAUACAUCCAUCAACCUAUCAAUAAUUGAGAGACUUAAUCCUACCUCUUUACAACUUGCACCUUACUCAGCAUCUGGAUUCUGUACUGCUUAUACCAAAAAGAAGCUGGACAUGAGCUAAUUCACUUCAGACAGUGUGUUUUAGAUCAUUUAGAUAGGGCUGAAGGCUUUUAACUAAAGAGGAUGCACAUGCUUAAUCCUCUCUGUCUGACAGGUCACCUUUGAUCACUCCUCCAGCUGAAAUUGCAAAUUAAGCAUGAAUAGCAUUUGGGAUUAACAUGUGUCAGUAGUUCUGAAAUGAUGUCGGGAAGGAAAAGAGCUGUUACAUUCUUUAAGUGUAUCAAUUGAGUUUUAACCACAGGGGUUGAUUUCUUUCAGCAGAUUUAAAAUUGCUCUAAAAUCUGCUGCAAAGAUAUCUUUAUCUACCGUAGAUUCAAACAGCACUUUCUCUGAGCCAUGAGCCAAACAUGACCUCAUAACACAGAGGUCUACCUGUCGUUUCAAGGACAGGGAGGUCAGUCACACAGAUUAGUCUCUUCUUUAAGUGGAUCUUACCAGGGAAAGGUAAGUCGUGAUAAUCUGUUUCUCUAUCAACUUAAGCCAUGUUAGUGAUGUUACUACGAGUCGUGUUGGCCUUGUGGCUCUUGGAGGGCUGAAGUCACAAUUUCACAUCACAAACAAAACAAAACAAAAUGAGGGAAAUGAAACAAAUAACCACCACGGGGUAGAAGACACAGGAGUCUUAUAAUUGCUUUGUUGUUGGGUGCCAGUAUUGAGGGAAUAACCCAGGAUUUCCACCGCAUCCGGAAUGGCUCAGAUCUGGAAUGGCUGCGUUUUUCGCCGUCCACCAAUUCCUACCGGAUCUGUUUGUGAGGCGAAUUUCGUGGCGGAUUACGGACAGCAAGAAUUGCAAGAACUCACAAGAACCCACAGAUUCACGUGCAGUCGCGUAAAAACAAGUUGUUUUUAGCCACAUAAGCUAACCAUAUAAACAGUAGAUUGUGUCCUUCCGGAGAAGGAAAUCCUAGACUUCUAAAAUCAGAAUCCCCUCAUCCAUGGUGUCAUUGGGCUGAAAUGCUAAUAUGCACCAUCCGCGCUGUCAGAGUAGUAGGAGCGUCUAAUCACGUCUUCAUAUUGACUUAACAUGUAGUUCAUUCACGCGAAUGAUUUAACUUGCGUUUGGUUUGUGGAGACAGUUAGAUUUUUAGGAUUGUUUUAAUACACAGUUGAUGUGUCUCAUGGAGCACAUUAACACUAUGUAAUAAUCCAAGGAUGCGUUUUGAGCCACAUUCGAAAGGUGUAGAAAAAAAAUUCAACAGUUUGUGCUUACAAAAUAGAUUUUAAAAUAAAUAAAUAAAUACAUUUUUAUUACUGGUUUUGGCUGGCCUAUCUUAAAUGCAACACCACUAAGUAAUCUGAAUAUUUUUUCCCCCGUUUCUCUUCCUGUAACAUGCCCCGCGUGUUCGGUAAUCAUUGCCAAGGUAACAGGAAUAGCGGUAAUUAAGUAAGGAGCAGCAUUCUCACACAGUCAUGUCACACUUUGCAAGUGAGAGCAGACGCGUGCAGAAUUAAAUGUUCCCAAAACCCCCAGACACCAGCUGUGUUCUGUAGGACAAAAUGCACAUGGGAUUGAAACUCAUUUGUAGCUGGUAAAUCAGAGAUAUUUAAGUAUUUCUUUAAAAUAUCUUCUGGCAUAUCAUGGACUCUGCAGGUCAAAUGGCCUGUUAAUUCAGCUCGAUGUGACCUGAUGAUAUAAUUUUAGGUUUCUGCAUUUGGCAUUAUUUAGAUUCACAUUAUCAACGUAAAUUCUAUUCGUGACAGAGCCGCCAAAAGGAGCUGUUCCUUUCUUGUCUCUGAACAACAAGACCCCCUUUUUUCCUCAAGCUCCUACCUGAAUCUGGGGUUUUGCAAACAGUUUUAUCUUCAUUGUGCUCUUGUGAAUAGAAAAACAGAGCAACUUCAUCUUUUCUGUUCUGUUUACAUUUGACAGUGGCUGUUUGUUUUCUUCACUUUGUGUCUGCUUUCCAUGAAUCAGAGAGGACUUAAAUGUGAGUGCAAACAGAUGCAUCCCAUCCCCUCACAGCAACGUUCUUCGUUCUUCCAAUAAGACUGAUUGCUCAUCUGACUCUCAGUUCUCCACUUGGCUCUUCCACGGCUUUCUGUGACCAAUCAAUCGAACGGUAGCUUUAGAUCAAUGAUGCUUCGGUUAGAAAUAGUCUUUUGUCCUGACUUGAACUGUACAAGAGGGUAGGAAGAAGACAGUGUUGGGAAAGUGGAAAUAAUUAAGAGAAAAGAGGCUUACAGACAACUAAUGCUGAUCUGAACACAGUGAGAAGUUCCUGGAAGAUUUCCAAGAAACGUUAAAAAGAAAAAGUCAAACUUAAAGGGAUAUUCCGGCUUAAAAUUAAGUUAGGAUCAAACACACCGUAACACCGAGUAAGACAACCCGUCAAGAGAUGAAUGUUGCAGACUGCUUGCUUCUCUAGUUAUACCAACUUUAGUAACAAUCCGCAGAUAGCAAAACAGAGAGCCACGCACUCUACCAAAAAGCCACUCUAUAGCCACAAAUAAUGCUCAGAACAGCACCUAACUUCAUCAACAGUACAUAUAGGGUCCUAGCCAUCAAAUAUCUUUUUAACUUUGCCUGAUUUGUUUAGCAAAGAGACUAAACACAACUCACCUACUCUCUUCCAGAUGCCGCUUGUUUAUACGGAGACCUCCAGGCGAGUCCAUCGACUGCUGCAGGUUAACACAACUCAAGGAAGAACAUUUAUGAUCAUUACUUUAUCAUUUCCUUAAAGUAAUAAUCACCAUAUUAAUCAUUUUGCACUGCAGACGCGGUAGUUCUCCUGCCUUAGUGUCUUUGUCUGACUGCAUUUCCAUGAAGAAAUGAUCAUAAAUGUUCUUCCUUGAGCUGCGUCACCCCACUGCAGUCUGUAAUGGACUCGUCCGAGGUCUCGCUACAAACAAGCGGCUUCUGGAAGAGAGAUGGUGAGUUGUGUUUAGUCUCUUUGCUAAAGAAAUCAGGCAAAGCUAAAAAGAUGUUUGGUGGCUAGUGCUAUGGCUAGGACCCUAUAUGAACUGUUGAUGAAGUUAGGUGCUGUUCUGAGCAUUAUUUGUAGCUAUAGAGUGGCGUUUUGGUUGAGCGCAUGUCUCUGUGUAUUGCUAUCUGCGCUCGUUACAAAAGUUGAUAUAACUAGAGAAGCAAGCGGUCGGCAACAUUCAUCUCUCGAUGGGGUGUCUAACUCAGUGUUACGAUGUGUUUGACCUUAAAUUAAUUUUACGCCAGAAUAUCCCUUUAAAGACACCACUUGACUUAGAUCCAAUACAACUAAAAAAAGAAAAAAAGUGCCAAACAGUAUAUGCUGAUUUCACUUAAAGUGAACUGUUAGUAGACUUGUUUAGGGUAAGCCUCAAUAUUCAGAUUUCUGUCUUUUAUGUUCAGUUUUUUAAAGAAAUGUUAAAUUGAGAGUUGAAAAAGUCAGAGCUGUUGACAAGUGGUCUGAAAUUUUGGGCACGAAAAACUUUGGACAAAAUUUGUGAGCUACAUAAAAGACUAAGCUUUGGAUGGAGUCUGGCACUAUUGAGCACCUCUGGCUGCAUCAUAAUGUCACCUUUGAUCGCUCACUCACUGAAGCUGCACUAAAAGUCAUGUUGCUGUGAUAGUCACACUCAUUCCAUCACAUCCCUCAGAGAUCUGACAGUGUGAAUGUGUUGAAGAAGAAGGAACAAGUUUUGCACAAGUGGUUAUUUUGCAUCUGAUCUACACGAUGCAUUUCCUUUUCUUCUCCAAGCAUAUGCUUUGACAUUUGACAUGACGAAAAAAAGUUUCUUGAUAAAAAAGUUGUCGGGAAUGAGAAAGAGCAAAAGCCACAGCUUUGAGUUAAACUUUAGGAAGUUGCUGAAAUUUCAAAUGCUGAAACCCACAGUUCAUUCUGCUUUAAACCAGCAGACCCUGGAGGAGAGUGAGCCAUUCAUCACUGGAUUCAAAAACUUCACACUGUGGGAGUGUGUCGUGUCCUGAGCUAUCCCCCUUUUUACAGCCGGAGAGAGCAGAGUAAAAAUGCAGUCAGUUGUAGAAAGAGCUGUGAUGUACAGCAGAGGACAGACCCGCUUUAUAUAAAAAAUGUUAACAUUCUGCUUUUUGCCUGUCAUUUAAGACCGCCCCUUUAAAAUGCUGAGAAACUGUAGUUGGCUGUUUGGUAAUGACUGUUGACGUUUUUACUAAAAACCAGCGAUAGCCCAGACUGAGCUUAAUUCAUCUUUUUCAAGAUCUGCCACAAAAGUUUACUGCUCACCCUAUCAACUAUGUGGUAUGUUUUAAAUUCAUGUAUUUUUUUUGGUUGCAUAAACUGUCUGAUUAUACAAGAUGGGCCUUAUUUCUUGUUUUAUUUUGAAGAGGUAAGACUGAAGGAAGCUUGUUACAAACAAAGGAACCAAAAUAUCCUGCUGCUCCUCAAACUACCAUGUACAACAGCUCCCUGCCCAGCGCAGAGGGUUCGAAGUAUUACCUUUGGCCAAAAACAUGUUCAGAUAAUAACAUAGCAGUAAUAAACAUGUGCAUGUUGCAUUGGUAGCCACAUCUAUUCAUUUCAAUCUAUAAGAUCUUAUAUUUGGUCUGUAAAAUCUUACAAAAAAAAGUUAUAUCUGAACUUGGCAUAGUGAUACGGCUUAUAUGAAGUGUUAUGAAACAUUUUUUUCAGUAUUUAGUUAAACUUGUCAAAUCUUAUUUUUUUAGCUCAUACUUGGAUAUGGUGUUGAUAAAAUCAUACGAUAUGGAGAAGACAUGCAUUAGUAUGUAGGAAGGGACAUGUGAAUGGUUACAGCAUCCAGGUGCAACAAACAUGUUUACCAAACAGGCUUAUAACCAAUGAAAUCCCCACUUAUGAGCUGCCAGAUACUGUCCCUAAAAGCCCUUGGCCGUAAGACUGCUGCCUGCUUUUACGCAUGGCAGGUUAGCCAAUGUUAUGUUUGCCAAAAUUAUAGAUUUGGCAGCUCUAGUUAAUCUUCCGUAAAGAUGCCAUGGAAACAUGAACACUGUUACUGACCACAUGCACUGAAUAACCAGUGUACAGCUAACAGAGAUGGAGGAUCAGUCUUUCUGUAUUUCUACUUUGGUUUGUGUUGUUCGACGUCUGUAAACUCUGAUGGUGAUGGCUGUAUUUUUUUGAGUUUAGUUCUUAAAGUUGUGAUUUUUCAGAUGUUGGGGUUUCACAGGCACAUUACCCUCCCCUGAACCCUGACCCCCACAUGUGUACAUAAUGUGGUGGCUCAUCAGAGUCAAUUUAGUGUGAGGUUUCUUGUUUAACAGCACAUCAUAUUUCAUAUGCAGAUUCUUCUGAAGAUUCAAACAAGAAAAUGUUCAGAUGAUAACACUUGGCAUUAAAACCACAGUGAUAAAAACACAUCUCAGCACUUCACCAAGUGUGAAAACAACACAUUACGAUUUAUGAAUUUCAAAGCGGCAGAAGCUGCUGUUUGUGAUUUUCUUCAUGGUUGGUGUGAGAGUCUUUUUUUCUCUUGCUCUCACUGAAAACAGGUUUGUGUUUGACUUAAUUGUCUUGGAUUAAUUAAAUCGCCUUUGGUAAAUAUAUGUCAUUUCAACUAACGUGAAAAUUAACACAUUCCAAAAGAAGACCCUCUAUAAGUGAUUCCAGUUUUAAACGUUUUCCAUCAAAUAUUCAUAUUAUCAUCUUCUGAGAAAAAUCAGGACACUCAUCUUCUUAAUGUUGUUGCCUGGGGCACGAAACUCAGCAACUCUCAGUCAAGCCCUGAUUAUAUCUAUGUGAGUGCAAGUGCAUGUGUGUGUGUGUUUGAACUUUGAUAAAGCAACUUAUAGGACUGCAUUCAUUCUGUUUCUACCAACAGUAAAAAAUGCAAAACUUGUAUUUUAUAAAAAAUGUGAGGCAUGUGGACUUAUAAUCGACUAAAAUACAGGGCAUGACAUAGGGAUGGGCGAUAUGGCCUCAAAUCAAUAUCACGAUAUAUUGAGUAGUUCACCUUGAUAACAAUAAAUGGACGAUAACUACUCCACAAGCUGCUCACAUUAACUUCGUCUACUUCAGCCGCUGCUCCAGCCGCUACAACUUUUGCACCAUCCUCCUUCUCCUCACCUGUCUUUCACUCUUUGUUAUGGACUAGAUGGGGUGGAGUCACGUUCCUGACGCAGGACAGCGUCUUAAAGGGAAAUGAGACCAUAGCCUACCUACACACAUCCAAAACCAACUUUUAUUAUAAUUUUUUUUUUACACGAAUAUAUUGACAUGGGCAAAAUGACGUCGGUUAUUGUCAUAGUUCAGUAAAUUUUCGGUUUAUUACCCAGCCCUAGCAUGAUAUGAUUUUCUCCUAUCCCCCUUUUCCUCACUUACAUCUCCGAUAAUGUUUUGCUAUUUUUUCAUUUUUUCUAGCAUGUGUAUGAACAUAAACCAAAGUUGUGCCUGCCUGGUGUCCACACCAGCACUGUGUAGCUUUUGAACUUGUUAAAAACCAUUAAAUGGUAAAGUCAUACAGACUUCACAUGUAUCCCUCAAACUGCACUUUAAUGAAAUGAAACUUUAAAGGGAUUGUAAACAUUAUUGAGCAGGUCACUUCUUUGAAGCAGGUCAAAAACUGUGGAAUCAAUGACUAAGUGGCGGCAUGUGUCAAAUUUUACACAAGGGGUUAAAAGGAUUUUCAUUUGACUUCAAUUUUUUUUUCCAAAUCUUUGAGAGGCCAUAUUUUAUUGUUUCAUUUAUUUAAAAAAAACAGUAGAAACAUGAUAUUUCUUGAAGAAAACAUGAAAAGAGCAAAAAAGCUCCACAGUUAAAAAAAAUGAAGAGAGACAGAAGGAUGAAGAGCAGCAGCUGUGUGUGGGAGGAUCAGAGGAGUGGGCAGAGAUGGGGUGCUGCUGAGGAGGGAGGAUGCUUUGAUGGACAAAGGAAGAAAAUGUUUGUAAUGGUUUGCUGUAUUGACCACCUCUCUGCACACGCUCUAUUAGCAGGUGUGUGUGCGUGUGCAGCACUAUUUUAGCGGAAAGAAAGAAAUCUGCUUGCCUGAUAGUUCUGAAUGUCUCAGACUAAAUGGGAUUUUAUGGUUAAAUAAGUUGGGGCAGUCAAACUCUUGUUUAUGCAUUGUUGCAGUCUUGCACAAUAAGCAAACAUAAAGCAAACAUCCAGUGAGUGGUUGUGGCUGAUGAGUCUGUGGAUCGACCCUCUCAGGUGGGGGCACUGACAGGAAGAAUAUCGCAUUGGGUCUCAUUAUUUGACUCCCUAAUGUUUUAACACUAGCUGACUUUACAUGGGCACAAGUAAUCAGAACAAAUGCUCGAUCUGAAUAAAAAUGCAUCAUGUAAAACUUGUCGAUCAGAAGAUUCUGAUCCAAUUUGGCUCAAUCAGAAAGAAAUUGUAUUCCAAUCGAGAGGGGUGGUUUAUGACGAUCGUUAUUCCGAAACACGUCCAUGUAAACACUUAUUCCGACCGUAACUUUCUUACCUGACUCGAUCUUCACUCUUUGGCCUUUGGCUUAUUUAUUGAGGCCAGUACAGGAGGUUUCAUUAUUAACACUCUGGCAUAAAACACAACCGCAGGUGCCGUCGUGUCUGCUCUUCCGGUAACAUAACAAAACAUACAUACAGCGUAAUGACGUCACAUCUGCACGCACAGUGCAACCUUUGACAGAACAGGGGGAAAACUCCUGAAUUGGAUGAAGUCAGCCACUACCGCGUUUGUUGGUUUGUUGACAGUACAGGCAUGAAUAAAAUUCUUCUUCUGCGAUUGUUUUAGCGAAAUCAGACAACUCUGUGCAUGUACAAAUGCUUCUAAUCUGAAUAAAACUUGGUGCAUGUAAACGCACGUCAUGGUUGGGUUAUUUGAUUUUGCACCCAUACAAACAGUGGAGUCAGAUUAUCCGAUCCCUUAAAUUUUUAUUUCGAUCAAGAAAUUUAUGUAAACGUGGCUACUGAUCCUGUCAGCCAUGGGCCCUGAAAGUGUCGUAACUUUUUUCCUCUGUCCCUUAGCAGAUGAACACAAAAGGGAAUCAUGAAAUACAAUGAUUAUAUGGUUAAAAACACAUCCAGCUCUAAAGGAAAUCAAAAGUCAGUAUUGUUGUUGUUGUUGUUGUGUGGUUUACUGUUGUAAAGCUGGUGUAUGGCUAGAAAAAGAAACUACGUUGACCUUGCGUUGGAAUUGUUAAGCCAUCCUACUCAUAUUUCCGAAGGUCAGUAAGCAGAAGCUUCUCUUCAAGGUCAAACCAAAUCAGAAUAACAUGAGGAGGACAAAGGUGCUGCACUGGACCUCUUUAUUUUAUGGUAAAAGGAACAAAAAGUGCUUAGGUACGGAGUUAAGUCCAGAUACACUUCAUGCCUGCAGACACAAAGAUGCAGUCAUUGACAUUUUCCUGAAGGUGGAACUAAAUCACGCUCUAUUUCAUCACAGCUCCCCUCCCCUGCCUCCUUAUUUUCUUGCUGUAAAAGCUUAUUACCAUCCAGUCCAUCUGCACAGGUGGUCAGAAUCACAUCGAGCUUCACUUUGGUUAGCCGGGCCAAAGCACCCAGCUGUAGAUUUAGCACCUAUGAAGCGAGAAGAUGCGUUGAGACACCCAGACUUGUGCUGCAGCCAGGAUCCUGACGCAACCCAGAUAUGCCAUCCUACAAAGAAUAAAAACAGCUGUUUAUUCAGACAGUUCAGAAUGAUGGACGUAUGCUAAUGUAAUAUUCUACUAUAGGCUAUUUUUAAAGUAAAAGUGUGAUAUUAUACUGCUGCAUUAAAUCACAGUGAGAUGUUAUUGGUUUUUAUUGUGUCAGUGCCUCACUGGAUCACAUCAUUGGGUUCCUGAGAGGAACGUUAGCUUAGUUUCAGUUUUGCGGGUGUUUUCCUUGCUGGGAAAUCUUCUCUUGGUUGAACAUGACCUUGAAGUAGUGUUUUUAUUAAAUAAAAACUCUCAUCCUGCUUUCUGUUGGCAGUCAAAUGUGUCACUCACCAUCAGCAUGGAAAAAAAAUAAGAAAAUAAAGUCUGUUGAUGUGCUGAUGUGUUGAUAUUCAAUCAAUCUCACACAUUAGCAAAGCCAGUGCAGUUACAGGCAUUCAAAAUGAAGUGGUGGAAAAAGUCAAUCUGAUAAAACAAAAACAAAAAAAACGGAAAAGAAGCAUCAAUGUAAAAUUGACGACUCUUGGCGUAUGAUUAAACAUAUUUAUCCUCAUCAGUCAGCACCACAAUUACUGUUCAGUGAACCAAAUUAUGAUUAUUUUCACUAUUCUAGGCCAGUCUCGGGCCGGAGCUCCUUUAGUUUAUGGUGUUUGUUUAAUAAAAACAAGUACAUAUGGCUGAUGACGUGUUGCAGCAUGGUUUGGCAGCACUUGCUAUGUCCAGUUAAACUGGCAUGUUGAUCAGAGCAGUGUGUAACCAGCACAUGUACAUGGAUACAAACCUGCAUUGAGGGCCAAUGGUUGGAGGUGCUAGCUCUGCCAGUGUUAAUGUUUGUCUGCAGUAUUGCAUGAUUCUGAGUUUGGCCUUGAUAAUGAGUUGUGCUUAAUUUUGACAAUUUUAAUCUUUUCUUUCCUUGAACUUGUAUGAUAGUUUGAUUUAAAUUUAAGUUUACACAACGAAGAAAUUGAUCACUUAAGAAAAAUUCAAAGUUCAGGCUAGGGUUUGGGUUCGAUGCUGACGUAUCCAGAUGUCUUAACAGUCUGGAUUUUCUAUCGCUCUGAUCAAGAGCACUUCUCAAGUUUAGGACUCUAUCGAUGCAUCCUCACUUAAAAGCAAAUAUAACUCAGCCUCUGUGUAUCUGUACUUCUCCUCUCUGUAUUCCUCAGUUGCUGUAUACAUGGUCAGUCCUUCAGAGAGAGUAUGACGUAAGCGUGUGUGGUCUGGUAUGUCUGUGAAAAACUGAUGGAAUCAGAGCAUGUCCCUGGGCUCGUAUCACACAAUGACACAGCGAUAUGACUCAAUGCUUCUCUGCAUCCCAAAUUUAGAACAAAUGCCUCAAGGCUUUUGCCGUCUGAUGGGGUUAAACUGCUUGAACCCUUCUCAAAGUCAAAAUUAUGGAUCACUUGCCUCGCGUUUUCUCAAAUGUGCUCUAUCUGUAGGCGAUGUGUUAUCAGGCAGGGGGUGGUACUGUCGCUGAUUCUCUGGGAUGAUUUCCAAUAUUAGUAAAAGUUGAAUUCUUAGCGAGGGCAGAAAAUCUUUUAUCGACAUGAUGUGAAAUAGAUAGGAAAUUUAAUAUUUGUAUAACAUUAAAUUAGAACAGAUACCCAGCUAUAAUUUUUUUGGAAAUAAAAGUCAAAUAAUUAACUCAUAUUAACUCACACUUUUACACUCAGUGGAAUUUCCAAAACAAAUUUUAAAGGUCAGCUUCUUUGUAUCAAACAGGAGCUUGUUGAGUGGCACAGUCAUGCUGUUGUCUUUCUUUUCACCAAAUGGCACAGAAUAAACUCAUCUUUCUGUGUGUAUGUGGUUGACAUUUUACCGCUUUUCUGACAAAUAGGCGCUCAUCACCUUCACUUCAUUAUCAUGAACAACAGAGGGAGGCUUAUGAGCGAGCUGGGUGUAAAUAGUUGUUAUUUUGAGGGAAAGGUAACAAAAGCCCAUUUUUAUUGUAUCCAGUUACACGUGUGGUUACUGAACUCUCUCUUUCUCACACACACACACGCACAAGCGUGCGCAGACUCGGUUUAACCAGAAUGAGCACGGAAAUCCUUUUAAAUAUUCUGUCAUCAGCUGUUACCGGUGUCAGGGUUUCUUAUUUUUAUACCUGGCUGACUCCAAUUUCAGGUGGUAAUUUUCUUCACAUUUCGAUGUAAUAGUUUGGAAAAUAUGUUUGAUGAGAGGAUACCAGACUGGAUAUGAGGAGGGAAAUUGACCUGUUGUAAAUGUGCUGCAUUAUUGCUUCAGCUGAAAGACAUUUCAGCUCAUUGACUGUUUACGAAGUGGAAGGAAACUAUGAAAAGUGGAAUAAAAUUAUUGACGUAUUUUAAAAUAGAAAUAGACUUAUCAUUGCAUUGGUCUAUUUAUUUCUAAAGGACUCAACCAGAGAACAUGACAUGACUGUAAAAAAUGAAAAAAAGUACAUAAAUAGAUCUUGUUGUUGGCUUCUUCCCACAAAACUAAUGACUGGCUUGUGUCAACAUGUGAUUAUUUGAAAUGAUACGUCUAUAUCUUCGGUGGGUCUAAGGAGGAGAGGGAGAUAGCAACAGGAAGAGUGUGUGAAGGUAAAAAAAAGAAGCCAGCAGGAUCCCACCUGUGCGUGUUUUGAAUUGCAAAAAUCGCGACUACCUCAGUGACUCACGUUACAAGGAGUUUAGUUAGUGAUGACAAGUCUGGCAGGAUUUUAGUGUUUGUAUAAAAAUAUAUGCUUUGUGGCUGAGAUGGAAAUACAUCAUUUCUCCCAAAGCAGGUCUUAGUGCUCCUCAGUCAGAAAAUGGGUGUUUAGGAGGGGACUGUAAAACCCCAAUCCUCUAAAUGCUCCUUGUGUUGUAUUUGUUUAGCCACACAGGACUAAUUCAGCCUCACCACCUCAGAUCCGAGGCGGUGUGCUGUCAAAUCAAACAGCAGCCAACGGACUGUCCCAGACUCCCUGCACUGACAUGUAGACUCCAUCACAGUCCAUUAAACCUGCAGCCAGUGGCGAAUGUGGGUGGGAUGGGAAGAAGAAGAGGCAGAGAGUGUGAGAGAGGCUGAGAGAAGAAACAGCAACAGAGGAAGAGGAAAGGAAAAAAAUAAAUAAAAAAAUGAAUGGCAGGGAUGGAUAGAAAGUCAUUGUUGAUUUACACCCACUGCCAGCACACCCCAGAAGACAAGGAAGUCAUAGUGAGACACUGUCUUACAGUGGUUCUUCACACAAAGCAGACAGCUGAUGUAGUUGUGAAUGGUGAGUCAGUAAGAGGGGUGCUACACUUCUGUCAAAGUGACAAAGAAAGGGAAAAGGCAGUGCAGCAUUUGCGCUUUUGCAGCACAUUUACCUUCUGGGACACUUUUUCUCCACUCCUGCUCAGCCAAUAUGAUAAUAUCUCAAAAUACAUUUUUCCAAAACUAAUUUUUCAUCUUUCUUUCUUGUCUUCUCCAGAUCUGUUUUGUCAACCUUGACCCUCAGAAAACAGACCACCGAGAUGAAAGAAGCAUGAAGGUAUUUAUACCCCUUCGUCACCCUCAUUCUUUUCUAACUUUGUCAGCUCUGUCUCUAUUACACCCACUCUUCUCCAAGGAACACUCUUCAUUGUUAUGCAUGUAUACACAUCAGCUCAGCUUUCAUGGAUUCAAAUCAUUAACCAAAAUUAGAGGGGUGAUUUUGUUUGGAUAAAGAGUGGAUGUAGCUGUCAGCGGUAGCAGUGAUUCACAGUUAAAAAGAAGUCGGUGUGGCUCAAGCUUUCUCUCAGGAAGGAUUUUCAUAAUUAUGUGUCUCUGAAUUGGAACAACAGAGAACACAUGUUCAGUUUUGAGGUUGCCCGAAAAAAAGAAGCUUUUUUUUAUCAUUAUGCAUUGUGUCUCUGUGCUUGGCAUGUCUCCUGCAGAAAUUGGCAUCAGUGUCUCCAGACCUGCCAAAGCUUGUUGAAUUACUGACUGUUCACCAGCCGAAAGAAAAUGAGAUCCUACUGCUUGGUGGCCUAGAUGCCUCAGACUCUUGCCAAACGCACCCACACUCCCCCCCUCAGGUGAGUUUGCAGUGUUGUCCUCAAAACCUUGUUAGGCUUUUCAGCCUUUGAAUUAACAGGCCUGGAGAGUGAGGCAGUCCGCGCAAGCUGCUCAUUUAUAUCACUAUUGUGUUUUAUUGGAUUUGAAGUGUUUGUGCCAGGAAAAAUCCACAGAGGAUGCAUAUAUUUUAUCCAGCAGGGUCUCUCUCCUGCUCGCUCCAUGCUAAGAUUUUCACGUCUUCGUGGAAAAAUAAUUAUAUCCUACAAAUCAUCUUCAAUAUUUGAGAAGGAAAUGAAAAUCAUAGUAACUGAGAUAAUGGUUACUUAUUUACACAUGAAAUUUUAAACUGGCAUACAAAUAAAAAAACACAAAUCACAGCUGCAAUCAAGUAGUUCACUGUGUAAUUAUACUUAAGAGGACCACUUUAAGAGGAGGCAGUAAGCAGGGUAUUUGAAGCGUAAUGCACUUGCCCUCAUAGUCAGCAGAUAAACCCUUUUCAUCACCAAUUAUCUGUGCGGUGCUGUCUUGUGUCUAAUGGAACUUCACAUUUACGUCUACUUGUCAAUUGCUGCCUUUUCUCCUGAUAAUGCGUACCAUCAGCAAGUCAAUAACAGGGAGCUGUCAUGCUCUGGAGAAGGAAGAAUUGCUUACAGCCAACUUUAUAGCAUGAAAAAACUUUGACUUUGACAAGAUGGAGUUACGGUUUAGCUCACUGUUCCAGGACGCAAUUUUUUUUUUUUUUUUUUUGUAGGAUUUUUUUUUGUAGGGGAAGGUCCUGCCCUUCUUCGCCUGAUUGUCUAGAAGUGCUGGACUUCGAUUGGCUAUUCCUAAUCGCUGUGAAACGUCAUUGUCUGUCGGGUUAGGGUUAGGGUUAGGGUUAGGAGAUUCAGAAGUGCGAUAAUGUUCUGUAAUGUUCUGUUCAAUGUACAAAGCUGACAGCCCACAUUUGGCUUGACCUUUCCAGCUCUUCUAGCCAAUCAGAGGUGAAGGAGGUGGGACUUUCCCCUACCAACAUACAAAAAAAAUAUAUCGCUUCCAGGACCAUGCCUUUAAAAUGGCCCAAAAAAAACUUAAAAAAGAAGAAUCUCUGUAUGUUACCAACACAAGUAGAAAACUGACUCACACAUUCUUUUUAUUUGUACUUGUGAUUAUUUCAAAGUAGGUCAUUGCCAUCCAAGGGAAAAUUAUUGCAAGAUGUGAUGAUGUGUCGCAUCAUGGCAAUCAUGAAAGAGCAAGGCUGUCAGGAAGAAAACUGGGGCAUGUUGAAUGACUAAGAAAGCUCAACUUCCUCCCAUAUACAUCAACCAUCUCUAUCAUCAGAAAGAGCUUUAUUUACACAAAAAGUGUGCAUUUGUGUGACUUUGUGUGAGCACGCAUAAUAAGUAUCUGUACAUAUUCCAUUCAGGUUGGGCAGCAGAGAAGUACAGGUGUGUGCCUGGUUCAGUGUUCAGGGCCAAGACGCUCCAACCAACCCAGCGGGAUCAUUUUUGACAUCAACAAGUUCCUGAUUGGUCUGCAGUGGGCGAAGGAGCGACAGUUUCAGCAGAGCCAAACACCACUGCAACGGGUAGAUGAUGAUACCAACCGCUCUAUCUCAUCCAUAGAGGAAGACUUUCAGACGGCCUCAGAACACCUCGGUGAUGACAGUGAGGACGACGGCUUCAGAAAUGGUUAGUCUUCUUUUCUUUACCAUAGAUGUUUUGUUUAAGCUCAUGUUCAGUUCCUUAUCAAUGUAUUUACAGUAAGGCACAUAAAAAAAUCUCUUAAACCUACAACAGUAAUACAAUGUCUAUAAUGAAGUUCCUUAAACAGCAAUAAUCUUUGUGUUCGUUGGCUCAUUGUCAGGUUUUAGCACAUCUAAUGACAAAGACAAGAAAAGGGAUAAUAACUUUAUUAAAACUGAGUUUUAAACAGAAAAAUAACCUUUAUUGCAAAUUAAAGUAACCUUGAUAAGGUUAAAAAUAUGUAAAUAUUUUUACAAUGAUUGAUGGCAUCAAACUGUAACUCACAAUUUUUAUUGUGACGGUUUUAACACUCUCAUUAGUAUUUAAAUAGCAGAUAUUUUGUCAAAUUAAAGCUCCUGUGCAUCACUAAAGAAGUAGCCCUGAUCUCAUCCUUCUAAAAUUUUGAAUUGACAAAAAAAAAAUCUCCUCUUGUCCUUUUUAUGGUCAAAUUUUUCACUCACUGUUAAGAUUUGCUCAUAAGGAAAAGUAACAGAGGCUGUUUCUUCAGUGCACCUAGCCCCUCACUGAAGUUACAGGUGUUAAAUAAUAAAAUGUAUUGUAAAUCAUAUCACACAAAUUGUCGAUCUUAUCAUUGAAUGCCUGAUCUGCUUUUGUGCACCAUAGAGAUGCAUCAGAGUCCAUCUCAGUCUGUUUCAUAACUGUUUAAAAUCUCCUCACAGGAGCUUUAACAAAUUGCAGCCAGUAGAAUUACUCUGUUUUUCUUCCUGUGUUUGCAGCAACACUAUCAGGCCGGUUGUACUGCCAUCACUGUUAUGCUCCACUUGAAGGUGGCCCUAUGGAGCUAACAACUAUUUACAUACUGAGCCAUUAAAAGAAACGGAAAACACUUUCAAAAGUUUAGUAUGUGAUUUAUUAAAACAAAACACAUUUAAAUAAUUACCAAAGAUAAACUAAAGAACAAUCAAGAAGUCAACCAAAACACAGGGAGCUACGGAAGACAAAAGCGGAAAAAAAGAGACAAACAUACAGCCAUGACAAUCACAGAGUGAUUUCUAUAGUGACUGAGAAUAUUUGACACAAGAGAGAAGUAUAUAACACUCGACAUUAUGUUUCCCUGAUGAUGAAUGAAUUGAACUAAAUCACCUGAAUUUCUACCAAUUUGAAACUGAAUGGGUCUCACAUGACAUAAACAAGCUUCAUUAUUCAGUGAAGGGUAAAAGAUGGUAAUAUUCUACUCUCCUAAACUGAUAGAGUUACUUCCUAAUCUGUGAAGACACUUUUUCAUUCUGUUUCUCUUUAUCCCCUUGUCUUCUCACAGAACCAGAAAGUGGUGACCUGGCUGAGAGCUUGGUAGAGGCAGCACAGAAACACUGUGUAAGACUCGCAUGUCAGAGGGGACAGCCGGCCCUUCAUCAGAACAGGGAGGAUGCGGCGGUAAAAAGAGAAGGGUAUCAGCAAGCAAGCCUUCAUACAAAGGAAUCAGCUGGUCAUUAUGCCAACAAUUUGGCAGAGUCCGUUCUGCAAGAUGCCUUCAUACGCCUCUCUCAAGAUGAAACAUCCUUUGUCUCUGAGGCUGCAGUCAGCGUCUCCCUCUCCAGUCGGCCCUCCAACACCACAGCUCUCUCGAAGGCCAAACAGCCUUCCCAACAGCGCACCUGCUCUUUUGAACUCCCCAAGAUUGUUAUAGUUCAAAGUCCUGAUAGUUCUGACGGGGCUGUUGAGUGGCAAGAGAACCAGGUGUCUCAUGUGCCAGAUCAGGAUAUCACUGCCAAAGCCGGAGAGGUUCAAGAGAACGGGACACAGGCCCAUAUUUUACAUCACAACAGGGGACAUCCAUCCAAACAUGUUGAGGUGGCUUUGGCUUGUGCUGCCAGUGUCAUUGGGACCAUAACCACCCCGCAGCUGACUGAACAGCUAGCCAUGGAAUCAGAUUCAGAGGAGGACGCAGAGGAAGACCUCCAGGAACCAGAGGAGAGAGCUGACUACUCCUUCUCCUCAGCAGUGUGUGGCAUGGCUCAGGUGGCUGGUGCUGUAGCGGCUGUGGAGCUGACAGAAGAGUCAAGGGAGGCGUGUGAUUCUGAUGCUGACGCCCCUGAAGUCUAUACAGCAUCACAAGGUCUGAUGUCUGCUGCUGAAGCCUCAACAGCCAUCCCUCUGCAUUGCAGAGUGGCAGAGGGGACCAGCGUUGAAGCGUUUCGUGCCAACAUCGCCGAAGUCCUUCACAGGGAAGCAGCUGAGGUGUUGACUCAGCCCCAAGGAUACAGGAGCGUCGCCCAACUGCUGGAGGCCACGCAUAACAAGAUAGUUGAUGGCAUUACUUGUCCAAAAAAGUCCUACAUGGAUGAAAGGGAAGUGGAUGACAUAAUAAAUGAGGUGGCAGACAGCCUGUUCAAGCAUGCUUUAGAGAAGGCCAAAAAGAAAAAAGAACUUGAGGGAACUGGAAAAGACGCACCAAACCUCCAAGUUUUUCUGCAGGACAGUGUGAAUAAUUUGCUUUUUGAUAUCCUUUGCCUGACACAGAAGAAAAUCAGUCACAUCAAAAGUGACAAAGAGUCAUGUGAGACACAAGAGGUUCAUACUUCUGCAAGGGAGCCUGCUACUACCAAAGAGAGCAAGGAUCCUUUGAGUCAUGCACAGUGCCUAGUUGGCCUUAGCCAGUCCUCGAAUAAAGAGAACCACAGCAGUGUCCUUCACAGUACAGGUAAGCCAAACAUGGUUCCUGGGCAAGAGGAGAAACAUGUGCUUGAGGAAGGUGAUACUGUGGCAUCCUCUUCUAUAACACACAGCAAAGAGCAACAGCAUCAGUCAGUGUGCAGACAAAGUAUUUUCAAAUCCGCCUCCUUGCCUAGCAGGGACUUGUCCGACCACCAUCAGAUGCAGCAGAGCAGUUUCAUCAAUAGAGACCCUUGGAGUGAGAUCCCGGGUAUAAGUGCAGAAAAGAGGGGAAGACUUGGAACAAGCAGUGACAGCAGACAGUCCUCCCUCACACCCCAGUCCUCCCUCAACUCUUGCAGCUCCCUGCUCUGCUUGAGAAUGGAUUCAGAGACAAGGACGCCUAUUACUUGCUAUGCAGAUGAUUUGGCUGCUACUGUUGUGUCAAUGGCCACAGAACUAGCAGCAAUCUGCCUGGAGAACUCAACUGGUAAACAACCCUGGUUUUGUGCUCUUAAAGGGACAUCUCCUGAAGGGCCAGAAGCUUACUUGUUACCUGCGUGUCGCUCAGUGCUCAGGAGAAAAGAGGGUCAAAGUGGAAAUGCCUCCUCCAAGAAACACAGAGCACCACGUCUCAGUGAGAUCAAAAGAAAAACCGAGGAGCAGCCUGAGCUGAUGGAGCGGCUGGUGAACAGGGUGGUGGAUGAAUCAGUCAACCCAGAGGAACUACAGGACCCGUUUGCACUCUUCGCCUCUGAGGUCACUGCCAGGAUAAUGAACUGUCCUGAGUUGAAUGUGGUAGAUACCUCCAAAACAGGCCAGGCACGCAGCAGGCUGCAGUGUGAGAGGUGGAGCAGAGGAAAGGCCUCCAGUUAUGAGAGUAUUCCAGAAGAAGACGCAGACCCCUCAGGCACAUCCAACACCCUGGGCCUCGGCAGCAGAUUAGGUCAGAACUUGAGCCGAGAUAGCUCCAUCUCGAAGCAGUCGAGCUGUGAGAGCAUCACGGAUGAGUUCUCAAGGUUCAUGGUUAACCAGAUGGAGACUGAGGGCAGAGGCUUUGACCUCCUGCUGGACUACUACGCAGGGAAAAACGCCAGCAGCAUUCUGACCGCAGCUGUGCAGCAGGCUGCUUCAAAGAAAAACGGCCAUCUUAAUGUUAGGACCUCAUCCUGCCUCUCAAAACAGUCAAGCACAGAGAGCAUCACAGAGGAGUUCUACAGGUUCAUGCUCAGGGACAUGGAUAAGGAAAACAAGGAGUAUGGGAUCGCCAAGACUAAAGAGUGGAGCAACAGCCUGUUUCCCCCCUCUCCUAGGUCACCGUUCUGCAUAAGACAGUCCUCUGUCCCAGAUCGACGCUCCUCAGACUCAAGACUGACCGUCAACUCACCAAUCAAAGCCAAUUCCUUUGACGGAUUUGCCCGCAACGUUCACGGGGACACACUGAAUAUCUUCCCCUCAAAUUCAGUGUCGGCCACAGGACUAUGUAAAUCGGACUCCUACCUCUAUCAAAGGGGCAAAUCAGACCAGAUUACUGACAUGCUUAUUCACGAGACCUGGUCAAGCUCUAUUGAGUCUUUGAUGAGAAAGAACAAGAUCAUUGCUGAUCCAGAGGACAGUAUCGAGUUGGAGGCUGCAGGAGACUCCCAGCCCCAUGUGCAGCAGUUUGCCAAUCGCCUUGCUGCAGACAUUGUAGAUAGCGGUAAGUCUGCACUAGGGGCCCAGCAAGAUUCAAUCGGGGGGAUCUGUGGGUCGUUCCCACAGCCACACAUGCCUGUAGGUGAAAGAAGAAGGGGGUUCAAACAAUCCCAUCUAGCUUGUGGACGAAGUAGGUCCAGUCAGGAGAAAACUGGUAUUGGAGUAGGGUCUGGGUCCAUUGAUAACAUCACACCACGCCUGAGGGGCCCUAGAGAUGUGCCGCUGAUCCAUAUUGAAGGGGAUCAGAAGGAUGAGGAUGCUGUAUUGAAGUCAGAAAGGACUGGAGGAGGACUGCAGGAAACAACCCAAGACAUGUCAGGGAUGAAGCAAACGGAGAGAGCUACAGCCAACGGCGGCAGGUAUAAACACUCAUCACAGUCCUUAAUGUGACCUCUCUUUUACGCAGCCCAGGGGCAGAAUCGUGGUAAUGUUUAUGUAAAAAGUAACAUUUAAUUUGACACAAGUGAGGGUAAAAUAAAUGAAGAAUCACAAUUUUAGAUUUGUAAAAUAUCAAAUAUUUGUUCAAAUGUUCAUUUUAAAUAGCUGAAAUUCAGACUCUACAAUAGUUCAGUCUUAGCAGAGCUUCUUUAAUGUUUAAUCAAACACUUGACUCAUGAGGAUUCAGGAAAAACUUAUCUAUUCUAGUGUGUGUAAGAUUGGAGAUGUUUGACUCACAUCGUCUGGAGGAUAGUCCUUGUGUGCAGAAAGCUUUGCACGGCUUUGCGUUUUAUCUCCCGAGGCUGUUAAACUCACCUUGUGGCUAACAGAAUAAAUACCUCGAGCUUCUCUUAUUGUGUAUUUCAAUUGACCCUGACACCACAAACAUACCCAGGAGGCGGAGUGUUGCUUUUUACUUGCGUAUGUGUGUCUCAUGGUGACAUUAAUAGAUACAGUCAGACCUACACCAGGGUGAAAUGAUUGCCUUGAGAGCACUUCUGGGAUUGACUUGCUUAUAUUUCGGUGCAUGUGUUAACAGGUUAGAGCAGCAACACAGCAAGGUCAGGAUGAAGUAUCAGCGGCACAAUAUUUCCAGACAGACAGACAGACAGACAUAGAUAGAUAGAUAGAUAGAUAGAUAGAUAGAUAGAUAGAUAGAUAGAUAGAUAGAUAGAUAGAUAGAUAGAUAGAUAGAUAGAUAGAUAGAUCUAUUUUAUAAAGGUAUUACAUUAGGAUAGAGGACAAGAGCUUAAAAUGAUACGCUCAAACUGUAAAACCAUAGACUGUAUAUAGAAUGGACACCGUCUGCCUCCUCUCUGGGUUAAUCCACUCUGAGAACAGCACCCUCUGUUGACAGGCUGCAGUAUAGGUCAUAAAUCCCGCCUCCUCCAGCAAUCCUUGGACCGUGGACAAACUUUAGAAACUAAUUACACAAAAUAUAAAUUGUUCUCACCCCUGCUUGUGAUGUUGACAUGUAGUUAUUGUAAGACUGGUUUGUGCUCAACUCCUCUUUUUUCUGUAUGGUUCCAUUUUUAAAAGUUAUUAGGGGGUUCAUAUUUUCUGUGAUUGACACUUGAUACAGCCUAUAGGCGUAUGAAGAUUGCGUAGCUCACCCGGGGGAUACACUGUUUGAGCCGAGCGUCAUCACAGCGACUCGCCCGCUGAAUGCGUACAACGCUACUGCGCAAUGUUGGUUUCAGGAAGUGGAGAAAAAACACAGAAAUACAGAGAGCUUUUCAGCUUUAAAUCUGUAUACUGGCAGAAGGCAGAGCCAAGUUGUCCAUAGUAUAUACAGUCUAUGGUAAAAACUAAAAGGAAGAUUUUCCCAGAAGACAUUUCAGCCAAUAGUCUGAGGGUGGUAAAGACAGAGGUGGGUCUUUGUGCAAUAAAUUGUCCAAUCAAAUUCAAAAUCAAACCAACUUGAAAUUCUCAAGUGAAAAGAUCUACUGUGCAAGAGAAUUUCACGAUACAGAGUGAGAAUAUAAAGUCUGUAUUUUGGGUCUGAGUUUUUUAAAGAAAUUAAGAUCCUCAAAAAACAAACUAAUUCUAACAAAACAAGAGUAGAACAGCUAAGAGGCUCCCAAGCCACAUAAGAGUCUCACGACACACUUCCUUUUACCUCACACUACAUGUAAUCCAAGAACAAGUGAAGUGUAUCUGAGAGGUCCCUGUGUGAGAGUGGAAUUCAGUCGCAUGCCCAGUCAAUAAAACAUAAUUUCCCUCUGGACCUGUCAAGGAUGGUAGGCUUCAAUCAUCUGAUUAUGACUUCAUUUAAUCCAUUUUCUAAAAGACAUUGGGAAUCCAACAGUGUCUCCCUGGGAAUGCAGUUUGCCAACGCAAAAAGAUAAUGAAAUUUAUUUAUUAAAUUUUUUGGUUCCAAGUUAUUUUCUGUUUCUAGGCCUCCGUUAUCCUUAGAGCUAGAGUCUUUAGAGAGUGAAGUGUCCAGAUUCUGCCUUAUUAAAAUUUCAUUACAACCGUGUGUUAACAUGAAUAAUGAACAGAGGAACACAGGGAAAAGUGGAAACUAGUCAAAGUGAGCACACACACGUCAGCAGAUAUUUUGCAGAACUAGCCGAUGGUCACACCCACCAUCUUGCGGUUUGCUCUCCCCAGCAGUGAGAGGGACAAGUCAGCUGCGGCGGUGGCUGCAGUAGCCAAGAGGGACAAGCGUUCUAUGAGUGCUAGCAGUGAAGAGAGCAUGGGGAGCUGGUCCCAUAUAACCCCAGAAGAUGACCCCCAUGAGGAGACCAGUAGUUUUAUCCAGCUGAGCGAGGGGUCAGUAACCAUUGCUCCUUAAUACUGCUGCAAACGCUGCUACUCCCACCCUCACCCCACUCUCAUUGGCCCAUUGCUGCUGAUACCAAUGCUCUCCAACGCCAGUGCCAGUUUUUACCCCUGCUGCUACAAAACCCACACCUGCUAAGGUGGUCAAUGGCAGAGUGCUCUGACCACAAAGCCCUCUCCAUAGCCUGCAUACAGGACCACGCCAUGCACCUCGCAACACAACACACAACUACCUGCAUCUUGCAUUCAUAAAAGCCUCUGGGUUAGGACCUUACUACCUUAUCUGUUUACCUUCAGCCAAAAAUUCAACCUUUUUUCUUAAAGCACUAAGUCGUCUGUUGCUGUGAAAAGCUUACAGCAGAGGUGGUUGUGCUUUGACUCCUUCUUAAAACAACCUAUUACUAUAAACUUGAAUUAUGGACCAAAUUUUACAUCAACAAAGUAAAGAUUAUAAACUGAAACUUAAACAGCAUGAAUUUUCUUUAAAGGUCUUUGUGUACAGAUUUUAAACUACCUAUUUUUUUGUUUUUGAUUAACUAGAAAGAUACACAACACAACGCUCGCUGCUCUUUGCCAACCUCUCCAUCUAAGCUGCUCACUUGAACCUCACCUCAUCCCCCUGAUCCAUGUUGUGAUACAUGGGCAUGGCUCCCAGUCCUGCCUGUCCACCUUUACCUGCCUAAACUAGCUCUGAAUCUGCUCAUCUCCAUAUUCAGACAGGCUUGCUGCUGGACAAAACUCCUCAGCCCUCCCCACCCUUGUCCGAUUCCACUGCAGCUGCUCUUUAUAUGUUAAUCACCAGCUAAUGAACAACAUGACCUGCAUCGCUGCGUCUAGUUAUCGUUCCCUUCACACGCAAGUGAUCAUGUCGAGUGUCUUGAGACAACAAGUGGAUGACGUUGUCUCUUGUUCUGUUAUUGGUUAAACAGGAAUGGAACCAGCAGCGCAUCAAGCCUAGGCUUGGCAGACCUGGAUGCUUUUUCUGAUGUGCCUACUCAGAGCACAAUAAUCAGGUACCUGUCAGAAGUUAGAGGGCUGAGCUGAACUUUUUUUCUCAUUAAAGUGUCACUUUGAAGCCCAAUAAUUGGAACUUUUUUUCCCACUCAAUUCAGCAGAUAGAAUAUUGCCUUUUCUUAUUUCUUCACUAGAGCACAAGGUGGCUCGUGACUUCAUGACUACUGACCUAACAUUGAUGCAUUUUAAUAAACACAAUAUUUCUAAUAAAGGUUAAUAUUUACGGAUGUAUUAUCAUUUCUUCUCUUGCUGUAAAUCAGAAGAAAAAAGGGUAACACUGAACAAUAACCUUAACUUAUAUAUGGUAAAUAGACCAUUUAUAAAUGGUAUGCAGAUGGUUUAUUAUUGUUUAUCAUAUUGUCAUCAAUUAUAAGUAGCAUAUAGACCAUGAUUAAACUGUAAAUUUUACAAUUUUAAAAACCUAACCCUAACUUUGUUAUAACCAUCUAAGUAUUGUUUGUAGGUGGUUUAAAAACCAAAUAUCAACCAUUUACAAAGUGCUACUGACACACAUUUUAAUCUAGAUGUUUUACAACCAAUAUUUAAACCCUAUAUAAACCUUUAAUAAAUAGUCCAUUAAUAAUUAAUGAAAUGAAUAUAAAUCUCAAUAGAACCACAAUGGGUUGUUAUCACUGUAUUGCGUGAUUUAAACAUACAAGAUAUAAUUUUUUAUAGUUGUAAGCGUCAGAGUUACUGGUUAGCAGAUUCAUUACCUUCAGAUGAAGAAGCGUUAGCUCGUUUCUGAUCUGGUGCUGCUUAUUAAUCAUUAAGACAUAAAAGGGUUCCAGUUUUUUCAUCUUACUCUCCAAGUGAGCAGGCAUAUGUUUUUUUAAGAUUCUUAGACCAUCUCUCUAAGUAAUCAUGUAUAAAACUGUAGCUUUUUAUAUUUUUUCACAGCGAGGAGACGGAGAAAAGCCAUCCGGCGGUAACCAAGGAGAAUGCCUUUGGUAAGUAUAGGGAUGUAUUGUCAAUUUAUUGGCCUGUUAUUGACAUUUAAAUGAUUUACCUUAAUGGCCAGCUCAAACAUAUCUCAUCUCAACAAUAUCUUUCAGCGGUCAAUGCUACUGUGUGCUUGUGCUUGAUUUAAGUACCACAAACUGCUUCUAGGAUUUACUUGAAUGAAGGCAGUCUUCUUCUCUGUAACAUGGAUGGUCAUCAAUAAUUCAAUGGGUCUCAUAGUUGUAGAAGUUUCUCACAAAGUUCAUAUUUGUUUAAUGAUUUAAACUCCUUCAAAGCCUCUCCAAAAGUAAAACUAAAGCAGAACUUACUGUGGUAAAGUAACACGGAGAACAAAGUUAACAUUUCAGCUGUGUAGGCUACCGUACUGAUGCCCUUCAACAACAGCAUGUUUUUUCACAUUUAAUCUUUCAGAGAGCAGUCCAGCUAGGGCAGCGAGCAGCAGUGGGAACCUCAGGGUGCUGUUGGUGGUAAACUGUGACCUGGAGCCUGAGUGUGUGGACUCAGAGCUAAGGGUGGCUCUUCAGUGGAUUGCUGCCUCGGAGCUGGGCCUACCAGGGCUCUACUUCAGAAAAUCCAGAGAAAAAAGGGUUGCAAAGGUGAGCACAGAUGGAUGCCUCUUAGAGAACACUACACUUCCUGUGUCUCCCUAUGAAUGCCCAAGAGAUACAAUCUUGAUCCAGUCUUUUUUGAAGCUGAAUUCUUCUUUUCUGAUCAUUAUUUAGAUUAAAAAAAAUAUACUAUAUUGAUAAAUACUCUCUUAUUUCCCCAAAGUGCUUAAAUCAGUGCUCCUGUAUUCAUUGUUUAUUGUGAUACUGUGUCUUCGUUCAGUUUCAGAGGGUGGUGCAUCUGAUGUCUCAGAAGUCAUGGCGGAUUGCAGACUUGUUUGGGGCUGUGGUCCAGUUCUGUAAGCAACACAAGAAAGAGGAAGAGGAGGGCCAGUCUCUAUCCAGCCUGUUUGACUGGCUUUUGGAAACCCUGUAGGAUGGACUAGCUUCUGUAUACUGCAAAUGAAAACACACACGCUCACGCAUUCACUCACACUACUGAAGUGUUUCUCACCUUUUACUCUGUCCUGUCUCGUCAUACUGAGUGUCUUCAACAGCGAGGUGAAAGCCUGACACAAUCAGCAUACUUGAGAUACCCAUACACCUCGAUGUGUCCAUGGAAGUUGUGUGUUUUCUGUUCACGACCAUAAAUGGACGAGUUUCCCUUUAAUAACAGCAUGUUUUGUUGUUGGAUUCACUUCUCUUGUGACACACACACAAGCACCGAGCUAACAAGGUGUUUUGGUUGGACAUUCCUGGAAGGAAUGAACUAGCCUUAAAGAGAUUAUAGACAGCAGGUUUUAACUGCUACAGAUAAUAUAUAAAAUAGAUAUAUAUUUACAGAUUCACACUACCAAAUUAUGCUUCUGUAUUUAUUUAUUUGUUAAUUUAUUUAUUUAAGUAUUCCAGAUGAACACACAUGAAGCAAAGAACCUACAGAAAAUAGGAUAAUCAGGUUAAAUUCUCAAACUAACUUAACAUGCUUGAACCUUUUCUAUCAAAAUGACCUUGUAAAAGAGGCUGAGUGAAGAUAAGUAAGCCCAGAAACGCUCUUUUAAUUAUGAUAGCCACUUUGUAGUGUACAUUUGCUGAAAAUAAGCAAAAUGUUCAUUUUUCCUGGUUGUCCUCAUUAGCCAACAUCCCACCUCUGUUGUGACCUUGAAAAUGGGUUCUAAGUAAGUGAGUUAUCUUGUUAAUGUUACUGUUACUCGAGAACUGAUUAUUUUGGAUAGCUGUACUGUAUAUACUGUAGAUUUGGAACUGCUGCACCUUGGAGUAGUGGACUGCUCUCUUUAGCUUUUACUGUGUCGGGGAGACAGAGUAAGGUUUGUAAUGUUGAAUUUGUAUGUGAAUUUGGUCUGUUUUUUUCUCUACUUAGUGGUGGUACUCCUGUGUUACAUCAGCAUCGAGGGGGGAAAAAAAGCACACAAUUCAGCUGUAAACUGUCACGGUAGACCUGAAUGUAUUUAUCUUUUGACAUAAAUAAAUUUCUGUGAUGUGAAACACAA